AUGACUUCACUGGAGCUUGAGUGCCGAUACGCCUACACCGACCCUCUGCCUCCCCCAGUGCAUACCUUCCCCACACUGCGCUCUCUCUCCAUCCUCUUCGUGCCCACGCACUACCGCUUCAUCUCCCUCUGCUCCUCCCUCACCUCGCUCACCCUCUUGCGCCCCUACCCCUUCGCCCUUGUCACCCUCGCAUCCCGCUCCUCCCCUCUGCGCCACUCCCUCGCCGCCCUCACCAUCCACAAUGCCAAACUCGGAGCCGUCCUCAAGCCCCUCACCGCCUUCCCUCGCCUCACCUCCCUCGCCUUCCACUCCUGCAGCAUUGACCCUUGCGACCUGCACACCUUCUCUCGCUCGCUCCACACGCUCACCCAUCUAGCCAUCCACGACUGCCUCAUGAUUCCCAGCCAAUCCCUUGCAGCACUCGCUGAAAGCAACCCCGCACUCGCCUCCCUCUCCUUGCACUCCACCUCCCACUUCCUCUUCAUCCCACAAGGCCUCCGGGAUUUGUUCCUCUCGUCCUCCUCCCGCCUGCACACCCUCACCCUCUCCGGGCUGCCCUCGUGCCGCCAGGGCAUGCUUGCACGCUGCAGCAGCCUGCAACGACUCACACUGAAAGGAAGGGGGGCGGAGAGGGAGAGUAUAUUGCUGUCCGAGUCACCGCAGAAGCCGUCUCUGGAUUGCAUUGUGGCCAUGCUGGUGCACGUUGAGCAGUGGGGGAUGCUUGACGGAGCACAGGGAAGGGAUGAUGGAGUGGAGAGAUGGGAAGGGGCGAUGGCUGUGGACAACCAAGGGGAAGGAAGCACCGCUGCUUCUCCUGCGGCAGCAUCAGAAGAAGAAGCAGGAGAUGAGUCAGACGCAAUGACAACCACAGAAGCAGAAGCAGCAGAGAACGGCGAGCCAGCGUUACCUGCAGCAGCUGCCACGACGGUGGUGGCAUGUGGGGGGAUGACGAGGGGCAGCAGCAGGCGGCGGUACGUGGACCUGCGCAGGGAAGCAGCAGCAGAGCGCGCUGAGUUUGUGGCAGCAAUGGACAACUGGAUGGCUUUUACCAAGAUGUCCAAGUGGAAGCUCAAAGAAGCCGCUAGAGAGGCGGUGCAGCACCGCCACAUGCACCAGGGGCUGGAGGCCCUCCAUUACAUCCAUCAGGCCGCCGUUCACGUGCGCUCCGCCAUCCUGCACUGCCGCUGCGUGCGGCUGGCUAAGGCCAAGAUGAGACGCAGGGGUGCACGCGACGGGGCAGUUGCAAAGGCUUGUCGUGCUGCUGAUGCUGCAGGCUUUUUCACUGCAGCUGCGGAGGACGAGGAAGUGGAGGUGGAGCCAGAGAGGGAGGAGGAGGGGAGGGGAGGGGAAGGGAUUGAAGCGGAGGAGGUGGUGCGAUACAUGCCCGAGGAUGACCUGGAAGAUGAUCUGGCGGCCGUGAGUGAGAAGCUGCUGGCAUGGGUGGCGGUGCCGCAGGCAGACGCACAGGAGCUGCUGCAUGCGUUGAUGGAGUCGCUAACCCUUGACACCAUUCGCUUCGUCUCCACUUGUGACCGUUCCGGGCUACCUUCCCUCCCCUCUGCCUGUUCCCUCAUGUGCCCCUCUCCCCCCACCACACCCUUCCCUUCUCUUCCUUCAUCGUCCUCCCCCUCCUCUAUCCCAAGGUUGAUCAGCGAACCACAGUCCUUUGAGUCGCUGGCACGAGCUGCUGCCUUGAGAAGGCUCAAGAGCUUGGCUAUCUUGAACUGCUGUGGGCUGGAGGAGGGGCAGCUGGUGACGCUGCUGCGAGCAUGCGGCAUGCUGGAGGAUCUGCGCGUGGAAGGCUGUUCCGGGUUCUCAGACACAGUGAUAGCAGGGAGUAAACUGGAGGCGUUAACUCGGUUGAGUGUGGUGGGGUGCAGUGAAAUCACUGCAGAUGCCAUUGGAAGGUUGCUGGGGAACAUGCCAAGGCUGCGAUAUUUGAAGGUGGAAGUGAAUAAGGUUUCUCAAAGGGCUCGGCGGGAGCUGCUUCGUGCAGGAGUGCUUGUUAGAGGAGUGUGA
This is a messenger RNA of Closterium sp. Yama58-4, 2019 nucleotides long. Lineage: Eukaryota; Viridiplantae; Streptophyta; Zygnematophyceae; Desmidiales; Closteriaceae. The record is from the annotation of a GenBank genome assembly.